GUCAAAAUCGUGCUGUCACAAAAAAGUUUAGAAAACGUGAGACGCCUUGAUUCCUCCGAUUUUUUUGUAAAUUCUCUCACAAAACAACGAUGUCAGAUCUUGGUUUGGACUCCAAAGUCGAUCCUGAGUUGCAGGAAUUCAUUCAUGCGCAACAACAAAAGGCUCAGAUGACGGCACGAAUUCUUGAGUUUUCCGAGACCUGCUGGGACAAAUGUGUCGAUAAACCAGGCAAAAAGCUCGAAAGCCGACAAGAAACGUGUUUGGACAACUGCGUGAACCGAUUUAUUGACACGAGCUUGUUUAUCGCAAAUCGCUACGCACAGAAGAUACAGAAACAAUCCGGGGGAUACUAGAUUUUUGCAUUUUUUUCAUUAUUUUUUUUUAGUUAAGUGGUCGUUGUUUAAAUGAAUCCGCAUCAGUAACGGACAUAAAUGGAGGAAUAAAUUGUUAUUUCUUGUGAAAUAGGACAAAAAA
Messenger RNA from Culicoides brevitarsis, 474 nucleotides. RefSeq names its product mitochondrial import inner membrane translocase subunit Tim8 (gene Tim8). The coding region runs from base 90 to 353 and encodes 87 amino acids. The transcript is spliced from 2 exons. The record is from RefSeq and is a predicted model, not a curated record. NCBI's taxonomy places the organism in Eukaryota, Metazoa, Arthropoda, Insecta, Diptera, Ceratopogonidae.